AUUGCAGGCAAUAGAAGUAUAAUGAUAAUAUAAAUAAAUUAUAUCAUUUGGGAAAGCUUGGCGGGCCGGAUUAAAAAGCUGAACGGGCCGCAUCCGGCCCCCGGGCCUUAGUUUGCCCAUGCCUGAUGUAGAACGACCUAUACAUAUGGUGUUCAAUUGAAAACUUAGUUAAUACUCAGGCAUUACUGUAUUGUGAAUGAACAGAGUGGAAAUAGGAAUUUGAAAGUCAAGCAUCUGUAUCGAUAUGAUUACAAACAAAUAAACAAUUGGAAAGUUUUUAAUUUGAAAGCACACAAAACGAGAGCCUACCUUAAGUUUGUAUUGAAGCAGUUGUAUUUUUAUUUUAUUUUUUUCUGUUUUUGUUAUUUAGUACUUUUUACACUCUUUUGCCUGGCCUUAGCUUCCUGAUGUUUACAUUUUAUAAGUUGACAAUAUACUUCUGCUCCACAGUGGGUCUUAAAGUAUCACGAUUUCAAUACUACUACUAUUACUACUACUGUAUGGCCUGUACACAUAGCAAAAUUGACUAUAAAGAGAUUUUAACUUAAACACUUUAUUUAUCAUGUUGCCAUUUGCUGUAUAUGUAACACAAACAAGUAGUAAGACAUUUCAGGGAUCCCCUCCGUGUUGCUGUAUUCAAGUUGUACGUGUUUUGAUACAAUGCACCAUAUAUUAUAAUAAUCAACUAUUGGCGAUCUUGCAGAGCUUAAUUGUUUCUAUUUAGCAGUAUGUCAAAUGAUAUACUGUAUGACGUUUUUGAUAACUUGUUGUCAAAUUAGUUCUCUCAAUUAGAAGCUAACGGUUAAAACAACUGAAACUGCCUGACAGUCUUAAAACCCCAAAUAUUGUAAGCAGGGCGGGAAGUGUCUGUAUGGGAGGAGCACACAGUCAGGAAAUGUGUGAAAAAAUGGUCAGUUAAGCUGUUCCCUCCUUGUUCUCACGAGUUUGAGGAUGUAGAGGCUGCUUUUAUACCUAAGACCUCGCCAUAUCACGUAUAUUGUCAUGAACUCCGCCAGGACGUUAAAGAUCUGAUCCUAAAGCUGCCUGGUUAUCUGUGGGGCACUGAAGUAUGAAAGGUGAAAAGUAGCUGAAGAUGCAGGGGGCCAUUGCACGAGUGUGUGUGGUGGUGGCUGCUGCCAUAUUGAAUCAUCCCUUGCUCUUUCCUCAAGAGAACACCACACUCCCAGAGCAGGAUGAGGAGCUGAUUGCUCGCAUGCGUGAGCAUGAGGAGAGGAUGGUAGAGGAGCAGGCCAGGCUGGAGAGAGAACUAUCAAAACAAGAGGAGACCAGUCCUGAGAAAGGGUACACGUGGAGCUUUUGGAGCACUGUUUCGUUCAUCGUCUUCCUUAUCGUCGAGAUGUGCAGGUUGGGACUAACUGAUGCAGAAAUCAGGACAUCUGAGGAGGAAGACUUGUUCUUACAGAGCGGCCAAAUUAGCCCCAGGGCUAUGGUACUGGAUAAGGAAGUUCUCAGCAACUUCUGUGAUAAAUGCAGCUACACGUUAGCCCAUGACAACUGGAAGGUCCGGGAGUUCGUUGAAGGUUUAACAGAUGACUUACUGGAUUCACUCAGAAUUGUAUGUAACAAGGAGACGGACAUGGAAGUAGGAGACUUUAUUGGCGUUGGGAGCAUGUUUGAGUCUUGGAAAGUUUGCAAGCCCCUCAUCUGUGAUGUUUUGGUGCCCAUUUUGCCUCCAUAUCCAUAUUCCUUCCAGUUCCACCUGUGGUGCAGCUCCAGCAGUGACAUACCCCCAAACCUGCAAGGCUGUGGAAAGAUAAAGGUAAUCAAGUUGGGGGAGAGUGAGGAGAGCUGUGCUUGUAGCUCUGCUAACCUCGGUGAGGACGUGCUCUGUCUGUUACACGGCAAGAACGAAACCAUGGAUAAUGGUCCUAAUGAGCUGUUGCAGGGUGUGACCAGGGACAAACCUUUCUUAACCAAAGAUAAAGUGAUGAAGUGGUUUCAGAUCUCUGUAACCAAAGCCUGGGGACGCAUCUCACACAAAUAUGAUUUUGAGGUCAGCUUUCGCAGCUUGGAUGCUGCAGGUGCUCUCAAGAUCCGAUUCCGCUCAGGGAAAGUCAUUGUUCUGAACAUUAUACCAGUGGUCCAGCUGGAGGACACAGACACUUAUUAUGUCUCACACUUUCCACUAGGUCUUCAGAGUUGUGAGGAUCCACACUGGUCCCUCUCCUUUGCUGUGUAUGAGAGGAAUUUGCUUCAACAUUUCUCCAAACGACUACCAAAAAAUUCCUGUCACUUUCACUGUCUUCAGAUAGUUACUUUCCUACACAGAAAGCAGACAGGCCUCACAGGGAAGAGUGGCCUCUCCAGCUACCACCUGAAGACUGCUGUGCUGCAUGUGUUGCUGAGUAAAAAGCCCUCAGCCUGGGUUGCAGAGAGUACAGACCAGAGGCUUCGGGACGUGCUCAGCUUCUUGCACGGCAGCCUGCAGGAGAAGAGGCUUUACCAUGCUCUGGUUGGGAAUAAAAAAGUGCCAGAGGAAGUCUGCGUGCCUCAGAUCUUUCGAAAAGCAGAGCCUAUUAAUCUGUUUAGACCUCUGGUGUUGGACAGAGCGCUUUAUGCAGCAACAGUCAGGCAUUUUCAGGAGAUGUUGAGAAAUGCACAUGUGCUUUUACAGGAGUACACGCCUUACUUAUCAAAUGGAGGAGUGCACCAAAGCCUAAACGACCAUUUGUGAAUGCUAAUAAUAUAGACAAACACAAAAUAAUUUCAGUUGCCUUCAGCAGUGCUUCACGCAAAAGUCACGCAUAAGCCGGUGUUGUAUUACAGCUGCUGAAUAUGAUUAAUGUAUGUUCCUGCUAAUACACUGCAAUUUUUUUGGCUUACCUUUUAUUAGGAGUUGUUCACAUAGUGACUUCUCAGAUGUCUUUCUUGACUCAUCCUGACCUGGGCUUGGGGAUUAGGUGAAAUCAAACCCAGAAAUUUGUGCAUGAAGUACGCACGCUCAUCUACCUCUUAAAUGUAGAGUUGUAUACAGUUAAGUAUUAUUCCUCAUUGACAAAACAAGGUUGUGGCUUUGAAAAGCUGCUGCGAUUCCUUUCUCAGCAUUUUGACUUCUGCAUCUAUUUACACUGGACGCAUCACUAGAGCAUCCUAGUUGCACAGCUGCAGCUUUUUCUUUGUUUCUACUGUACAUUGUCGUACGUAUUAAUAUAAGAUCUUAUGAUUGACCUUAUCAACCCCAUCUAUUGGGUUGUCGUGGUUCCUGAACCCCUGACCUAGAGAUAUUAAGAGAUGUUUAAACUGUUUCCUUACGAGUUCCACUUUGUUAAUUGGGAAAUUAAAUUUCUGAAAUCAACUACA
Molecule: messenger RNA, 3321 nt
Organism: Cynoglossus semilaevis (tongue sole)
Lineage: Eukaryota; Metazoa; Chordata; Actinopteri; Pleuronectiformes; Cynoglossidae
Gene: itprip
Product: inositol 1,4,5-trisphosphate receptor interacting protein
Exons: 2
Coding region: 1094-2695 (533 amino acids)
Cellular component (GO): membrane
Source: RefSeq, a predicted model, not a curated record